This is a messenger RNA of Leptosia nina, 531 nucleotides long. The record is from the annotation of a GenBank genome assembly. Lineage: Eukaryota; Metazoa; Arthropoda; Insecta; Lepidoptera; Pieridae.
AUGUGUUAUCUCAGAGCAUCUAUACUAUCCGCCUACGAAGGAUACUUAUCAGAUAAUGUCAAUGAACUGUAUUUCGUCAGUACAAUACUCCAGUUCCAAAUUCACAGAGCCCUGUGCGAGAGGACUGGGCAGUAUAUUCCUGGUGACCCGACACGACCGCUUCACAAAUGCGACAUUUAUAGGAACCAAGAGGCAGGCAGAAUUUUGUCCCGUUUAAUGGAGCGUGGUUCUUCAGCACCCUGGAGUCAAGUUCUCCAAGAGUCCAUAGGAGAGGCGAGACUUAAUGGCGAUGCUUUACGCGACUACUUCAGACCAUUGGAAGAUUGGCUACGGAGCGAAAAUCUCAGAACUGGAGAAUAUCUAGGAUGGAGUUACGACGGAGAUUACUGUAAAUUCAGCAUCGAAACUGCUGGACUCCAGGUGUACGGUGGAUUCUACAACGCGGCUAAUAGACACUUUGACGUAACAAGCUUCAUUACCAUAUUAGUUACUUCUAUCGUGGCCACGGUUAGCGGAUUACGACUAAGAUGA